CUGUUACUGAUGGAAUUAGUAAACAAACCGCGCAGCGACGACCGAAGUAAAAACACCAUGUGCAAUGGUUCGUAGGAUUAAAAUACAAAAAUCAAUUGUAUUUCUUUAGUUUGUGCUUUAUACAACACAUCGAAAUCAAUGUCACAGGACGCUAGUGCAGAAUCCAUCUCAUCACCGGAGAUGUCGCACUACCAAGUUCUGAAUGUUGCGUCCGACGCAACACUGGAUGAAAUACGCCGCUCCUAUCAAACGUUGGCCCUUCGGUUUCACCCGGACAAAGUGAAUCGCCAAGGGUCAUCAACCGUCCAGCAAAGCGACCAAUUGACUGGAUUGGCAGAUAAUUUCAUAAGGAUCGACGAAGCGUGGAAGGUGUUGAGAGACGAAGAGACCAGACGGGUGUACGAUGCGGAGCUCAUGCAACGGACUUGUCGUGAUGAGUACUUUGUGAACGAGGUACUUCGAAGGGCUGAUUUCAAAUAUAAUCAGGAGGAAGAUUUAUAUUAUUAUACUUGUCGGUGCGGGGGAUCAUAUGUGCUUCCAGAAGAAAUAGUUGAGCAUGAGAACUGUUACAUUGCAUGCGACGAGUGUUCGUUGCUAGUUGAAGUGGAAGUUGAAUAAACGGUUUUCAUAACUGGUAAUCUAAGAUUUUUACGAUUGCUGAACUCAUAUAUUUAUUAUUACUCCCAAAAAAUAAAUGAAAUUAAAACGUAAACGUAA
Armigeres subalbatus is the source of this 717-nucleotide messenger RNA. RefSeq names its product dnaJ homolog subfamily C member 24-like. Lineage: Eukaryota; Metazoa; Arthropoda; Insecta; Diptera; Culicidae. Gene Ontology annotation, molecular function: ferrous iron binding; ATPase activator activity. The transcript is spliced from 2 exons. The coding region runs from base 139 to 618 and encodes 159 amino acids. The record is from RefSeq and is a predicted model, not a curated record. Gene Ontology annotation, biological process: positive regulation of ATP-dependent activity.